CAACAAAUCUUUCUCGUUCUCGCCCCUAUAUAUAUUCGCCACAUUCGCCAGUCUGAUUUUCGUUACCUCGCUUGGCGGCUCGCGAGCGCGAGGGAGAGUAUACUUGGCGAGGAACGAAAUAACGGGCACUUUGCGCCGUCCUGCAUUGCAGGUACACCAGUGUUUUUCUUUCCUCUUACACAUCGAAGUUUUGGGAGAGCUCUCGUAUCAUCUACACCCAACAUUCUGAGGAGUACCUGCUUUUGUGUGUUUCAGUGGCUCAGUCGAUUUUUGACAUUCCGUAUAGCUGAGCACAGCUGUCACGAAAACUCGUGAAUCAUGCGGAUGAGGGCGGACAGGUGUCCUACGGACGAGCUCAGCCUUACCAACUGUGCGAUUGUCCACCCCAGUGAUUUCACCGACGACGUCAGGCACAUUGAGGUGUCAACUCAGCCCAACCAGCGUUUUAUUUUCUCGAUCAGAACAUGUCCCCAAAUACACAAAGGUUGCAUAGGCUUCAGCAUGCCUCAAAGGAAAUGGGCUACACUGUCUGUUGGCCAAGAACUGGAGGUGAACCCCUAUUAUUUCGACUCUUCAUCGACAUCAGUGUUCCUUUCCAGCAUCUCUGUAGAAGCCGAUUUCUUACAAAAAAAGACAACAAGUUUAGAUCCAUAUGACACCGAAGAAAUGGCUAAGGAUUUUCUUAUGCAGUUUGCUGGUCAAGCUUUUACAGUUGGCCAGCAACUGGCAUUUCAAUUUAAGGACAAAAGAAUGCUUGGCUUGGUGGUAAAGAAUUUGGAAGCUGCUGAUAUUGCUGCUAUAAAAUCUGGACAAGAAUCCAAGCCCAAUAAAACCAGGAUGGGCUGCUGCCUUGGCGAUACUGCAAUCCAGUUUGAAAAAGCGCCCAACUCGAGCUUAAACUUGACAGGAACAAAACAGGGAAAAGUCACGCGCCAAUCAAUCAUUAAUCCUGACUUUGACUUCAACAAAAUGGGCAUUGGUGGCUUGGACAAAGAAUUCAAUGCUAUUUUCAGAAGAGCAUUUGCGUCACGUGUCUUUCCACCUGAAGUUGUUACACAACUAGGUCUAAAGCACGUAAAAGGUAUCUUACUGUAUGGUCCACCGGGUACUGGUAAAACUCUCAUGGCCAGACAAAUUGGAAAAAUGCUGAACGCAAGGGAACCAAAGAUUGUAAAUGGUCCUCAGAUAUUAGAUAAAUAUGUUGGUGAGAGUGAAGCAAAUAUCAGACGAUUGUUUGCCGAAGCUGAAGAGGAAGAGAAACGAUGUGGGCCCAACAGUGGACUUCAUAUUAUUAUAUUUGAUGAGAUUGACGCUAUCUGUAAGCAAAGAGGAAGUGUAGCUGGUGCUACAGGUGUUCAUGAUACUGUAGUCAAUCAGCUACUCGCUAAAAUUGAUGGUGUUGAACAAUUAAAUAAUAUUUUGGUAAUUGGUAUGACAAAUAGACGGGACAUGAUCGAUGAUGCUCUUUUGCGACCUGGUAGAUUAGAGGUCCAAAUAGAAAUCAGUCUGCCAGAUGAGCAUGGCAGAUUCCAAAUUUUGAAUAUUCACACAUCAAGAAUGAGGGACUACAAAAAGAUCGAUCAUGAUGUGGAUUUGAAAGAACUUGCCGUGUUAACAAAAAAUUUCAGUGGUGCUGAGUUGGAAGGUUUAGUCAGAGCUGCCCAAAGUACAGCUAUGAACAGGUUAAUUAAGGCCUCUAGUAAAGUCGAAGUAGAUCCUGCAGCCAUGGAAAAACUGAUGGUUGGAAGAAGUGAUUUUCUCCAUGCCUUGGAAAAUGACAUUAAACCAGCUUUUGGAGCAAGUGCCGAGGUUCUCGAGCAUCUGUUGGCCCGAGGCAUCAUCAAUUGGGGAAAGCCAGUUACCGAGAUUCUUGCCGAUGGAAAUCUUUGCAUUCAGGAAGCUCGAGCUGCCGAAGGCUCAGGACGGGUAUGCAUUCUGCUCGAAGGCCCACCUAAUGCUGGCAAAACUGCUCUUGCUGCCCAAAUUGCAAAGAAUUCUGACUUUCCAUUUGUCAAAAUCUGUGCCCCAGAAGAUAUGGUUGGCUUUACGGAGUCCGCAAAGUGUUUGUCAAUUCGCAAAAUAUUCGACGACGCAUAUCGCUCUCAGCUUAGUUGUAUUGUAGUUGAUAAUAUCGAACGCUUGAUAGAUUAUGGAGCGAUUGGGCCUAGGUAUUCGAAUUUGACCUUGCAAGCACUGUUAGUUCUUUUGAAAAACGUGCCACCCCGUGGAAGAAAGUUGUUAAUCAUUUGCACUACUAGCCGCAGGCAAGUAUUAGAAGAUUUGGAGCUCAUUUCGUCUUUCAAGCCCAUUCUACAUGUUCCCAAACUAUCUACUCCAGAGCAGCUCCUAACAGUAUUGGAAGAAGUUGAACUCUUUACCAAACAAGAGUUGUCAACACUUCAAGGGAAACUUCAUGGGAGACGCAUCUUCAUUGCGAUCAAGGAUCUGCUGGGCUUGAUAGAUAUGACACGACAAGUCGAACCGAAUUAUCGGGUUGUUAAAUUCUUGACAAAACUCGAGGAAGAAGGUGGCAUGGAGUAAACUGUAUUUACUAUUUAUAGAAUUUCAUUUAAUAUUCGUUUAGCAAAACUCAAUUUUGUCUAGUUGUAUUAGUGAGCCUAUACUGCAUAGCAUAAAUUAGGCAAUAACCUGGCUUGAUGAUGAGGAAGAAAAAUAAUUAUAAUCGGCAACCUUAACACAAUCUUUUCAAGUGCAUUCUAUGGCCGUAUAGUUUUGAAUAAAAAAAAGUAUAUUACUAGAUUAGCAUUAUAUUAUAUUGUAUUGUUACUAAGUCUGACUUGGUCAAUCUGGCUAAGAACAAUUAAAGCGAAUUUAUUCGACUUCCAAGAGUUAACCUUUAUGCUCUUGACUUGUUUUAUCUGAGAAUAAUUAAACUUUUCUCUUCUUUGUGAAUAAUGUUACUUGUUGAUCAAGUCCUAAAAAUAGAUCUCCUGUAUAAAAAAAUAAAAUGUGAAUGUACAGAGUUGAUUAAUAUAAGCACGAUUGAAUACUAAAUGCACAUAUAGAUUGUUAGAUGCUAUGUUUUGAGCCACUUAUUUAUUUUAUUUUUUAAUAGAUAUAGUAUAUCUUGUACUUAUUAUUUUAUUUAUUAAAGUAUUUUAAAUUUGUUGAGUUACUAUGUUAACGGCUCAUUUCUUGGCAAUAAACCAUAAGCUGUGAAAAAGUGAAACAUGAGAAUGACAAAAGUAUACAUAUUUUAAAGUAUAUUUGAAAGCUAGCUAUGUUGUGGUAAUGCAGGGGUCACAAAUUAAUUUAUGUUUAUUUGAAUAAUUACAUUAAUAGAAAUGAAACAUUGUAAAUGUUUAUUAUAAUCUUCAUCAAAUAAUGAACUAGAUAAAAUCAGACUUAAGCAUUUUGCCACCCAAAGAAUUAUUUUUUUAAGCAUUAUAUACCGAGUCAAUUCUUAAAAUAUGAAAAUUUUGUAGACUAUCUCUGUUAGCUAAAAAAAUGUAAAUGAUAUUCCAUAUUAGACACUGUUUUUACAGUCAUUCCAUUAAUUUCAUAUGGAUUAUUUUUAUUUUUUUAAUAUACUUGUGUUUAUAUUUUGAAUGUGUUAACAUUUGAUGCAUCAAAAAAAGAAAACGAUUGUAAGUUAAUUGCAUUCGUUUCUUCAUAUUUUAAUUACUUAAUUUUCACGUGAAAAAUAAUUGCUUCCUUGUUAAACUGAUUGUAAAAAGAACAUUGAUGAGAAACAGCUCGUGCUUCUAAAGUUGUUUCAAUUUGUUGUAUAAUUCACCCAAUACGAAAAAACCCUCCGUUGAUUGUACAAAAGAAAAUAUUAUUUGCGUAAAAUUUUAUUCUUAUAAAUUAUGUAUGUAUGUACAUGUUUUGAAUUAUAU
Molecule: messenger RNA, 3860 nt
Organism: Copidosoma floridanum
Lineage: Eukaryota; Metazoa; Arthropoda; Insecta; Hymenoptera; Encyrtidae
Product: vesicle-fusing ATPase 2
Biological process (GO): Golgi to plasma membrane protein transport; SNARE complex disassembly; intra-Golgi vesicle-mediated transport
Cellular component (GO): Golgi stack
Molecular function (GO): ATP binding; ATP hydrolysis activity
Source: RefSeq, a predicted model, not a curated record